Molecule: messenger RNA, 954 nt
Organism: Tachysurus vachellii
Lineage: Eukaryota; Metazoa; Chordata; Actinopteri; Siluriformes; Bagridae
Gene: otpa
Product: orthopedia homeobox a
Exons: 3
Coding region: 1-954 (317 amino acids)
Biological process (GO): regulation of DNA-templated transcription; neuron differentiation
Molecular function (GO): DNA-binding transcription factor activity, RNA polymerase II-specific; DNA binding
Source: RefSeq, a predicted model, not a curated record
AUGCUCUCUCACGUCGACCUGCUGGACGCUCGGCUCGGGAUGAAGGAUGCCGCGGUGGAGCUCCUGGGACACAGAGAGUCACUGAAGUGCAGACUCGGAGUCGGUGGCGGGGUGUCUGAUCCCGGACAUAACGGAGAACUUGGCCCGAGCCCGGAAACGCUCGAAGGCACUACCCAUCUUCCUGGAGACGAGCUCGGCAACGUUGGAUCCAAUCCUCCGAACAGCAAAGAGCAAGACAAGCAACAGCAGCAACAAAACCAAAACUCCGCGCAAUCUGUAAGUCAGCAAUCGCAGAAACAGAAACGCCACCGGACCCGUUUCACGCCUGCGCAACUCAACGAGUUAGAGCGCAGCUUCGCCAAAACCCACUAUCCUGACAUCUUCAUGCGUGAGGAGCUCGCGCUGCGCAUCGGCCUGACAGAAUCACGCGUGCAGGUUUGGUUCCAGAAUCGACGCGCCAAGUGGAAGAAGCGCAAGAAGACAACAAACGUGUUCCGCGCUCCCGGCACAUUACUUCCUACUCAUCACGGUUUACCGCAGUUUCCUUCGGCAGCAAUUAACGACAGUCUAUGCUCGUUUCACGCAAACGACACGCGCUGGGCUGCAGCCGGGAUGCCAAGUGUGUCUCAGCUUCAGCUUCCGCCGGCGCUCGGCCGUCAGCCUGCAAUGGCGCAGUCACUUUCGCAGUGCAGCUUGGGAGGUGCAGGCCCGGGGGCGCCUGGUUCCAUGGGUCUCUCCAACAUGGCGUCUAACGGCUCGGCCCUGCAGUCGCAUCACCUAUACCAGCCCACGUUUCCGGGCAUGGUUCCUGCGUCACUCGCGGGCCCAACAAGCGCCAGUGCAUCCACGCAACUCUGCAACUCGUCAUCGACAGACGAUGUGUGGCGCGGUACAAGUAUAGCAUCCCUGCGCCGCAAAGCGCUCGAGCACACUGUCUCAAUGAGCUUUACUUAA